Trypanosoma cruzi is the source of this 461-nucleotide messenger RNA. RefSeq names its product oligosaccharyl transferase subunit, putative. Gene Ontology annotation, cellular component: membrane. NCBI's taxonomy places the organism in Eukaryota, Euglenozoa, Kinetoplastea, Trypanosomatida, Trypanosomatidae. The annotation marks the transcript as partial. The record is from RefSeq and is a predicted model, not a curated record. Gene Ontology annotation, molecular function: oligosaccharyl transferase activity. The transcript has a single exon.
AUGAACACAGCACAAUUAACACUGUGUGGAAAAUAUCCACUUGAUUACCCUACAGCAAGACGGGUCAUCUCCAUACUCAAUGUAUUUAUUAUUGCUCUCGCAAUCUACCGCGCCUACAGCAUUCGUAUGAUUUCCAUUCGUGUGUACGGUUGGAUUAUCCACGAAUUUGAUCCGUGGUUCAACUUCCGAGCGUCGGAGUACCUCGACGAGCACGGGUGGGAUGCCUUUUUCCACUGGUACGACUACAUGAGUUGGUAUCCGCUUGGUCGGCCCGUGGGCACAACCAUCUUUCCUGGACUGCAGAUCACAAGCGUCCUUAUUCGCAGGGCCCUUUCCAUGCUGGGAGUGAGCAUGACGAUGAACGAUGUGUGUUGCUUGAUUCCGGCAUGGUUUGGCUCAGUGGCGACUGUAUUGGCUGCGCUUCUGGCGUACGAGACGUGGGCUCGUUUUCAGGGCUGCCA